Molecule: messenger RNA, 1003 nt
Organism: Rhododendron vialii
Lineage: Eukaryota; Viridiplantae; Streptophyta; Magnoliopsida; Ericales; Ericaceae
Exons: 5
Coding region: 287-781 (164 amino acids)
Molecular function (GO): RNA binding
Source: RefSeq, a predicted model, not a curated record
CCUCUGGGAAAAGUGUGGACGUUUGUUGGUGUGAUUUCUCCUCCUUCGAUCUUCCCGAAGCCGAUUGAGGUCAUCAGAGAAAUUUUGUUCAACCACGAAUUUCCGCUUGACAAUCAGCGGUCAUCUACAAAACUUCGACACACAGUCCAGCAAUCGGUAAGAGGGUCUUGGGUAUUAGAGCUGCUGUUACGGUUCCUUCAACCUUGAUACACAAUUGCAGAAAACUGCCCGCUCGUGCAGCGUGCCUAGGGGACUUCAGUUAUCGUAGGAUUGCUUUUGCUGCAGCAUGGACCCCAAUAGCUUUGGGGAUGAAAAAAGUGAAUGCAGACUCUAUAUUGGCAACCUUGAUAUGCGAAUAUCAGAGGGCGCUUUGAUUAAAAUGUUCUCUCCAUAUGGAAAGAUUGUAGCUGAGGACUUCUUGUGGCAUACUCGUGGGCGAAAACGUGGGGAGCCUCGUGGGUUUGCUUUUGUUCAAUUUAGCACAAAAGAGGAAGCUGAACUGGCCAAGGAGAAGAUGAAUGGGAAAUUGGCUGGUGGUCGACCAUUGGUUGUACGCCUUGCGAGCGAAAAAAACUUGGUGGAAACAACUGAGACUUCUUCUAAACCAAUUGGUGUGGCGAAGACUUCGAGUGUUGCUGUCAGUAGUUCAGGACAAACGAGCCGAAGUGCUAAAAUAGCUGCCAUUAAAAACAAACUAAAGGCGAUGGAGGAAGAAAAUGGAGGCUCCAAGAAGCAGAAGCAGGACGAUGGCGCCCUUCUAUCUGUCAGAACGUCAAAUUAGCUAAGCUGCUAAGAUACUGAAAGAAAUGUGUACAAUGGGGAGGAGAGUCUUUUUAGGUCCCUUCAGAAUUCACCUUCUUGCGGUUAGGGAUCAGACAUCAUGGCUGCAAGAACUUAAACCAGUUUAACAUGAUUAUGGCUUUGAAUUCGAUUGUACUAAACAAAGCUAGUUGGAUUUCUGAGAAAGAAGCGAUAAUGCUAAUCUUAUCGGCAGUUUCUUGUA